AUGUUGUCUGCGUUUACGGCCCGGCCGCUCAUAGAGCUCAAGCCACGGGAUAAAUCGCGGAUCGAGUCUGUGCUGGCGUACGGGGACCGUGUGCUUGCGGGGUUGAAUAAUGGGAGUCUACGAAUUUACCGUGUGAACGAGAAGGAAGGGUAUAAAGAUGGAGGAGGAGGAGGAGGGGAAGAGCAUAUUGACGACGGCGAGGGGAGAGAGAAUGGGAACGCCGAGACACACACCGACGGCGGCGGCGAUGUGAAGGCCAAGACGGACCUGCUGCGCGAAAUUGAGCGGUUCUCGCGGUACAAAAUCGAACAGCUGGCGUAUAUCAAGGAGUCGAAGCUGCUGAUCUCGCUGGCGGGUGGGUACGUGUCGAUUCACGAUCUACAGACGUACGAGCUGCAGGAGCAGUUGGUGCGCACAAAGGGCGCGUCGACGUUCGCGGUGACGUCCAACAUCGUCAAUGAUGUCGAGACGGGGGUUCCCUCGAUUGUGUCGCGGCUUGCCGUCGCGGUGAAGCGCAGAAUUCUCUUCUGGUCCUGGCGGGAUAUGGAAUUGGAGAGCGAGACGAGGGAGAUGACGGUCGUCAGCGGCGUCAAGUCGCUGGCGUGGGUGUCUGGGACGAAGCUCGUGGCCGGGCUGAGCUCCAGCUUCGUCAUGAUAGAUAUCCAGACGGGGGCCGUGACGGAUCUGGCGGGGCCGGGCAGCAUCGGCGGCCUGCCGGGCCAGGACGCUGGAGGCAGCCGGUUGUCGGGCGUGGGUGUCGCCAGCAUGAGCUAUAUUGGGAUCGGAGGUUCUGCGCCGAAACCGCUGGCUACCCGCUUGAAGGAGGGCCAAGUACUGCUGGCCAAGGAUAUCAACACCCAUUUCAUCGACCUGGAGGGCAACUCGUUGGGCCGCCGGCAGGUCCCCUGGAGCCAUGCGCCAGUGGAUGUCGGGUACUCCUAUCCAUUUCUGCUGGCCCUGCAUGACUCCUCCAAGGGAGUGCUCGAGGUUCGCAACCCCGAGACUCUUUCGUUGCUCCAGUCGGUCUCGUUGCCCGCAGCGACGUUGAUGCAUAUCCCGCAGCCCAACAUCAGCCUGGCCCACGCGGGCAAAGGUUUCUUGGUGGCGAGUGACCGGGUCGUCUGGCGGAUGGAAGCCUUGAGUUACGACACACAGAUAGAUGCACUGGUGGAGAAGGGCUACCUCGAUGAAGCGAUCAGUUUGCUCGACAUGCUUGAGGACGCACUAUUACGUGACAAACCCAGCCGCUUGCGCCAGAUCAAGCUAGAAAAGGCACAGAAUCUCUUUGCUCAACGCAAAUACCAGGAUUCGCUCGACCUGUUUACUGAGAUUUCGGCGCCACCAGAAGUUGUGAUCCGUCUCUACCCACGAUUAAUUGCUGGAGACUUGUCUAUCGAAGACGACACUGCCACCGAAUCAGAAACCGGCUCGCCAACCGAUGGGCAAUCGAAACAAUUGAACGGCACCCAUAACAAUGCUGAUGCCAACGGCUCGGACGGUAGUUCGUCCCCCAAAGUUAUUGCGCAGGCUCCGUCGGUAGCCUCUCUCCUCAGGGCAAAAGCAGAUGAUGGUAGCGAUGCAGGGAGUAUUCGUGGGAAAAAUACCGUGGAACUGCCCGGUGAGAAGCGUCUUGUGGGCAAGGAUUUGAAAACCGCCGUCUGGCGGCUACAAGGGUAUCUGGCCGGUGUUCGCCGGCGAUUCCAGCGGGUUCUGAACCCCGACGGCUCGCUUAAAACAGAGUAUAUGCAGAUGAAUGUGACGACAGAUGAUGAAUUGGCUGUUUCGGUGAUGAGGCUGCUGGGUAUCUCGCCCGAUGACACCGACUACGAUCUGAGCGACAUGCUGCUGGAGAAGGCGCGGCUUGUUGACACGACGCUGUUCCGCGCACACAUGUACGCGACGCCCUCGCUCGCAGGCUCGUUGUUCCGCAUCGCCAACUUCUGCGACCCGAACGUCGUCAUGGAGAAGCUGGACGAGACAGGCCGCCACAACGACCUAAUCGAGUUCCUAUACGGGAAGAAGAUGCAUCGCCAGGCGCUGGAGCUCUUGCGCAAGUUUGGACAGGCCGAGGAAACCGAUGGUGAGGACAAGGAGGACGAGGGGGAGGCAAAGGACGAUACUGUCUCGUCGCAACUCCGUGGCCCCAAGCGGACUGUUGGAUACCUGCAGAAUCUCGCCCCCGACCAGAUCGACCUCAUCCUCGAGUUCGCCGAAUGGCCCCUCCGCGCGGACCCGGACAUGGGCAUGGAGAUUUUCCUGGCCGACACUGAAAACGCGGAGACCCUCCCUCGCCAGCGCGUGCUGGAAUUCCUCGAGGGCAUCGACCGGCUCCUGGCCGUGCGAUACCUGGAACACGUCAUCGGGGAGCUGAAUGACAUGACCCCAGCGCUGCACCAGCGGUUGCUCGUGCUGUAUCUGGACUGUCUGCAUGGCCACAAGUCCGGAGAAACGAAAUUUACGGGCGAGACCGAGUAUGCCGAGUGGCGGGGGAAGUUCCUAGAAAUGCUCAAGACCAGCUCGCAAUAUUCCCCGGCGAAGAUGCUUGACCGGCUUGAUCGAGAUGAUCCCGAGUGCUACGAGCCGCGGGCGAUUGUAUUCAGUAAGAUGGGGCAACACCGGCAGGCACUGGAGAUUUAUGUCUUUAAAUUGGAGGACUAUAGCAAGGCAGAAGAAUACUGCAACCAGGUGCACCUGGCAGAAGAUAUCGGCGCUGCGCAAGUGAUUCCCUCGCAACGCACGGCGCCGACGGACGCCGCCGAGGCCCAGCCAUCAAUCUACCUGACCCUGUUGUCACUGUAUCUGUCGCCGCCACACGGCCAUGAGCCCCAGUACGGGCCUGCGUUAGACAUUCUGGCGCGGCACGGGUCGCGGCUGCCAGCGAACUCGGCGCUGGAGUUGAUCCCCGAGACACUGCCCGUGCGGGAGCUGGAGUUUUACUUCACGGGUCGGAUCCGGGCGGCCAACUCGGUUUUCAACGAGAGCCGGAUCGUCGCGCAGCUGGAACAGGUGCAGAAUGUCAAGACGCAGGCCCAGCUGCUCACGGGCGAAGGUCCUGACAGGCGGGCGACCCGAUCGCGACAUGUCACCAUCACCGAGCAGAGGAUCUGCGGCGUCUGCCACAAGCGUUUGGGCAGCAGCGUCAUCAAUAUUUUUCCAGAGUAUGUCUUUUUUGUCUUUUUCUUUUUCUUUUGA
Penicilliopsis zonata CBS 506.65 is the source of this 3192-nucleotide messenger RNA. RefSeq lists its product as hypothetical. Bases 1 to 3192 code for a protein of 1063 amino acids. The record is from RefSeq and is a predicted model, not a curated record. Lineage: Eukaryota; Fungi; Ascomycota; Eurotiomycetes; Eurotiales; Aspergillaceae. Gene Ontology annotation, cellular component: cytoplasm; fungal-type vacuole membrane. The transcript is spliced from 4 exons. Gene Ontology annotation, molecular function: protein binding. Gene Ontology annotation, biological process: endosomal vesicle fusion; intracellular protein transport; vesicle-mediated transport.